This is a messenger RNA of Aspergillus ruber CBS 135680, 1872 nucleotides long. Its product is annotated as glutamyl-tRNA(Gln) amidotransferase, subunit A. The record is from RefSeq and is a predicted model, not a curated record. Bases 1 to 1872 code for a protein of 623 amino acids. NCBI's taxonomy places the organism in Eukaryota, Fungi, Ascomycota, Eurotiomycetes, Eurotiales, Aspergillaceae. The transcript is spliced from 7 exons.
AUGAGCAAUGGGAAUUUGGUCACGUUGGACGAUGUCAACUAUUAUACGGGUAGUCCUUCUGUGUCGAAAAUUGUUUCUGUCGGGUUCAAUUCAAACUACUCCAAUGCAGACGUUUUCCCCAUCACAAUCAUUCGGACAGACGAAACAAUGCUCACAGGCGACAUUCUGCGAGAUGUAAUUUCAAACUAUUCGUCCUCGGACGAUGUUUUCCAGCCUGGGUUUCUAAAUACAAUCUUCCUGGAUUACGACGGACAUAGUCAUGGCAAGAUUGACUCGUCUAUUCACGAAGCCUUGCAGGGUAUGAACAAUGAAGUUAUUCUGGCUUCGCCUGCAUAUACAUCCGAAAUGCCUAUUAGAGCAGCCAAACUGCACCGUGAUAUCCCCAAGGGUCCAUAUUUCUUUUCGCCUUCCACGGGGGAAAUCUAUCAGGCAUUCCGACUCUAUUCCGACCAUCAGCUCGCUUUUACCGAGGCCACCAUCAGUGACGGAAAGGAUGGGUAUAAGCCUCUACCGGCUGUGACAGAGGGAGCUAUGACAAAGAGCGUCGCUGUGCCAUCCCGGCUGUACUAUACACCCACCUCAGAGAAGCCACUUUUGGGGUUGCGACUAGGCGUCAAAGACAUCUUUGAUUUGAAGGGCUUGCGAACCAGUGGUGGCAACAGAGCUUUCCACGAUCUCUAUCCACCACGAAACGCUACUGCCCCAGCAUUACAGCGCCUGAAAGAUGCGGGUGCUAUCAUUGUGGGAAAAAUGGGUACCGUGCAAUUUGCCAAUGGCGACAACCCGACCGCUGAUUGGGUUGACUUCCACUGCCCAUUCAAUCCGAGAGGAGAUGGCUACCAAGCUCCCGGUGGCUCCUCAUCAGGACCAGGGGCCGGAAUAGCUGCCUAUGACUGGCUGGAUAUUGCUGUGGGAAGCGACACUGGUGGCUCUAUGCGCCACCCCGGUGGAAUGCAGGGCGUCUAUGCAAACAGACCCUCUACUGGAGCGAUUGCUCUCGACAAUGUCCUUCCUCUUUGCCAUGCACUUGAUACGGCAGGUGUCUUUGCACGUGAUGCUGUAACAUGGUCAAAGGUUAUGCAUGCAUGGUACCUCAACUUUGCAGACUACAGACAAUACCCGAAACGGAUUUUCUAUCCCAUGUCCUCAUUUCCAGAUGCAAGCACCGAGGCUGGGUCGCUCCUUGAGAACCUUGUAGUCAAUCUCGAGGAAUUUCUUGGUACCAAGCGGGAACCUGUCAACGUCUACUCCCAUUGGAAGAAGACACAUCCGUCAGAAGGUCCGGCGGAUAUAGCAGAAUUUUUAAAUACAACAUAUGCCGUUCUUACAUCCGUCGAUCAGUAUCGCUCCCUCGCAUUGCCAUUCUACGCAGACUAUGCAGAGAAGCAUGACGGUCGUCGACCAUUUAUAAAUCCCGGACCUCUAGUGCGAUGGGCCUGGGGUCAACAGAAUGGAGGAAAUGCAGCCUACGAGGUGGCCAUAAAGAACAAAACCAUCUUCGAGCACUGGUGGGGAUCAGAAGGUUUCGGAAAGAAAGACAAGCACACCUGCUCUGAGGGAAUCUACAUCUAUCCCUACACCAAAGGAGAGACACAAUAUCGAAACGUCUACUAUGACGCCCCAACUGAUCCUCCGAUGGGCUUUAAGGAUGGUCGUAUCUCCAUCAUGGGUAGCGUUCCUGACCUGGUAGUUCGCGUCGGGGAGAUCCCUUACAACUCUACUGUGACACUAAAGACGGAGUAUAUGCCAGUGACUAUGAGCUUUGUUGCAGCCAGGGGAUGUGACUUGAUGCUGGUGAACUUGAUAGAGAAGCUGGAGAAGGCGGGUGUUUUGAAGCCUGUCAGUACAGGUCCGAUGAUGUAUCCCGCUUAG